AUGAAGUUCAAGAAGAUAUAUAAUGCUAUGGGACUUCAGUGUACUCAGCAGCAGAACCACUCUAUUGAAUCCAUCUGUGAUGCCAUGAUGGAUCUACACAAGGCAUAUCCAAAUGCUGGUGCACAAGAAAUGGUCUCCCUACUCUUUCAUGAGAAGGAUAUGAGUGUCAAGGUAUUUGAUUUGAAUGUGGUCAUUUUGUACUUUGCUGCAUUUGAGGUGGAGCUUGCUACUGGUGUAAACAACUUGUUCACUGUUGAUCAGCACAACAAAUGGCUUCAUUUCAGUCUUGCCCUACACACUGGAAUAGAGCUGUUCUCUGUCUGGCACUUGAACCAAAACCCCCAACUUAUACUCAUGUACUAUCUUGAUACCAUUGAGAAGCUUGACAUUCUGAUGAUUACUCAGAGUGAUCCAGGAUCCGAGAACUAUGGAAUUGCCAAUGCACACACCAUGCUCCAUCAAAUGUAUGAUGUAUCACUCCAAGACACAUUACAAUACUGGUGGAUACACACCAAAAAGAAUGUCACACCCAAGAUCACCUGGUCUCAGUUACACUAUAGGUAUCAAGACCACAUCAAUAACACUGUGAAGAGACAUGACCAUAAUAAGGUUCUCCCUCAUGGUAUACCAAACCUAAUCUAUGAGUCCCCUGAAGACUUUGGUGCAUUGGAUUUUAAGGUAACCAUUGAUCAGGACACCAUAGAUCAUGUAUGA
Messenger RNA from Suillus subaureus, 714 nucleotides. RefSeq lists its product as uncharacterized. The transcript is spliced from 8 exons. The record is from RefSeq and is a predicted model, not a curated record. The coding region runs from base 1 to 714 and encodes 237 amino acids. Lineage: Eukaryota; Fungi; Basidiomycota; Agaricomycetes; Boletales; Suillaceae.